UGGAAUACGUAUACGUGUUAUAUACAUACCUAGUGCAAAUGACUUAAACACUCCCAUCUAAGAUCUAUAUCUGACAAAAAAAAGUGUCGCAUCUGAGUCUGUGUCUGCGUCUGCGUCUGCGUCUGCCUACACCUACACCUACAGCUAGACCAUUUGCAUUGGGCUUAGCCGGAUGCUGUUCAUCUGACGAUCUACAUACUACGAGUGGUAUGCAUGCUCUCAGAUCUGGAAGUGGAAUUUUUAAUUUGCGAAAAAUACUUGAGCACACGACCAUGCUAUUGCCAGUGUCAAUGUCAGAGAACAGGAAGAUAAGAGCUGAGUGAGAAACAGAAAGUAAUUUAUAGGAAAUGGAAGUCCAGUCCACACCAGUCCAGGCAAUUAUGUGUGCUUGAACCAGUCACACAAGCCAGGAAGUGUGUAAUUGAUCAGGCAUCUCUCUCUGGCCCUCCUUAAAGGUACAUAUUUGAUAUCUGGAUGCGUACUUUAUACGAUACGACCAUCAAUCGGAUGCAUAAGAAGGGGCAUAGAUUGAGCUGUUAUUAUACAUCGUAUCGCAUCGCCAGGCGGAUAGCAAAAUGUACCGGACUUAAGUAAAAUUGGCACGCGAUUCAAUUGAAUCUUGGCGCGAAGUGUGCUAGUGCUCGGCCCCAGUGCUGGGGCAAUUACACGACCAAUGCCUUGACCGCUGUCGUUGCUUUUGCAUCUCCUCCGUCAAGCACCAUGACACAGAACACACACCACACAUAGAACAUCUCACUGGGUAUCAGCUUACGGCCGCUAUCCGCAAUCGCCAUACGCCGCUGGUUGACUGCUAACAGUAACAUCCAGCCAGCCCACACACAGAGGCCCUCGCUUGAGGAAUCUACAUAUCAUGGAUGCGGGCACACACUAGCAUCCGUAUGGCAUGUAGAUACACACAUAGCCACUGGCAUACAUAUCUGGAUGAGCACACUUUCGCGACCAAAGCUCGACUGUCUUCGACUGUGAGAUUCUUUGUUUGUUUGAGUUUAGAACGAACCGAGCUGGAGGCAACACUGCGGGACUGAAAGUCUCGAAUCAAGGACUCAGCUACGAUCUUCCCUACCCUUCUCUUGUUUUGUUCAGUGAUCGUUCGUGUUCGUGUCCUGCUGCAAGUGCAAUUAUGUACAUAUGAGUGUAUGUGCAUAGUGUCUAUGAAAAGUGAAAACACGCUAAGAAACGAAAACAAAAUCAAUCGAAAUAAAAUAGACCGAAUUAUGAAAUUCCCACGUCGGUGUAAAGUGAGAUGAUUUGAGGCCUGAAGUUACAAAAUUCCUUUCCCGUUCCGUCGCCCCAACACCAUGCUUGGCAAACUCAAAAGGAACGCAUUCAUAUCGGUUGGAUUGGGAUUCAUAUUGAUAUGGCUGAGCGAAGCAACGGAGACCCAAGUGAACUACACAGCCAAGCCGCGAGUGGUUCUUCCGCCUAAUUAUGUCAAGGAAAUACGACCGCCCUCGAAGAAGGGAUCCCCAGUGAUAGUAGACUUUAGCAUUUUUGUUGUAGAUAUUAACUCAAUUAACGUAGAGGAUAUGGACUUUAGAGUAGACAUGUUUAUACAUCAGUGCUGGCAUGAGCCACGACUGGAGAUCCCCGACGACAUCUUCGAGGAGGGCGAUGACUAUGUGACACUGCUUCCAGAAGUCUUUGAGAAUUUUUGGCAGCCGGAUCCGUACUUUCUCAAUUCGAAGAUUGCCGGAUAUGGAAGUCCAUAUGUUGCGUCCACCUCUAUGCUACGCAAUAAGGGUGAAAGAGAUUCGAAAAACUUUCAUCUGAACAAAGAUUUAAAAAUAGCGACUCUGACACACAAGUUCACAUCAGUGACGCUGUACAAAAACAAGACGGUUCGCUAUGCGGCGCGGAUGCAUGCCAUCAUUGCCUGCCAGAUGGAGUUCCAGCUGUAUCCCAUGGACAUACAAGUGUGUCCCAUCCACAUUGAGAGCUUCUCAUCGAACAACCAGAAGGUGAAGCUCCGCUGGUCGGACUCGGGCGUGACCCUCAAUCCGGAACUGAAGCUCCUGCAGUACAAUCUGGGCCAGCCCCUGCAGCUGGAGGAGAGCGAUGGCUACAUGCCGGAGAAGGUGGGCAAUUUCUCGCGGCUCACCGUGUUCUUCCGCUUCGAGCGCCAGAUCGGCCAUCAUCUCAUCCAGACGUUCGCCCCCUCCUCGCUGGUGGUGAUGCUCUCCUGGUUCAGCUUCUGGCUGGGACUAGACGCCAUACCGGGACGGGUUACUCUGCUUGUGACCUGCAUGCUGACGCUGGUCACCAUGUUCACGGGGGCGGACAUUCCCCCAGUGGCCUAUGUGAAGGCCCUGGACCUGUGGAUGGCCGGCUGCAUGCUCUCCGUGUUCGCAGCCCUGGCCGAGUUCGUUGUGGUCAAAGUCCUGGACGUACAGUACCAGUACCAGGUGAAUCGCAUACCCAAGCGCAUCAGUAACAUGGAAAAAGGUCAAUGUGCAACGGUGGCUAGCUGGGAGGGCGGAGCCGUGCGGUCGCGUAAAGCCACCCAAACGCCCACGACGCCCGGACAGACAUCGCUGCAGGGAAACGGAGGACCGCCGAAGCCGGCGCGGCGGCAGAGCCUACUUUCGGUGGCAUGGACGGACACGGACACGGGCGUCGAGAAGAUAAUGUGGCGGGAGAUCGAUAAGGUCUCCCGCGCUGUCUUUCCCAUACUAUUCUUUGUAUUUGUUCUCCUGUACUGGCCGAUCCUGCUGAUGAAGUCGUCCUAGGACUUGGGGAGUUCCAGAUUGCAUAUGUCUGGACUCCGUUAAAAAAUCUAUAGGCAAUGGGCGGUGAAUCUGACAAAUUAAACUCAAGUUUUGAAGACACACAGUGUAAUAUCAAAAAGAAGAGUCUUUGAACCUCAAAAUCUAUCAUCAAAGUACAACCAACAAGUGAAAACUACAGUUACCUACAUAAGUAAUUGCCAGCAGCUACAAUGCUACAUAUUCCUAUAUCGGACACACUGUGCUAUGAACGAAAUAUGUAUAACUAAGUUAUCGACAAUUUGCUCACGGAGAAUACUUGAUUCGUUUCGAGUAUUUGCUUUGUAUAAAACGUAUCUUAUAUUUAACGAUCAUUUUAGUUUCACAUUAAUUUUAAUCUAUGCUACGAGGGACACCACUCACAGAACUACGAGUAUAUGCUUGAGCUGCAGUCCUACCUAUGUAUGAUUUAGCUUUGCAGUGAAUUUCUUUAAUCUCAGCACACACAUUUGUCAAUGAGAUAAGCUGGAGAAUAUAUAUUUAUAUAUCACUGUGCUAGUGACAAUAUACCCCUGAAUCGAAAGGGAUGGCUGUCCCUGCUUUGAAAGUAUUCAAUACAUAUCGUAUGUAUGCGCAUACCUAGUAUGUUCGAGCUACGAAACGAGACAGCUAUUUUCUAGCAGACAGCUAUUUUCAGUUGAAUUUUUGUAUUAGGCUUAGGCAAAUCAGCCAAGAAAUUGCAUUGGUGCUUUAAGGAGAUAAUAAAAUGGCCUUUAAGGA
Molecule: messenger RNA, 3503 nt
Organism: Drosophila pseudoobscura
Lineage: Eukaryota; Metazoa; Arthropoda; Insecta; Diptera; Drosophilidae
Gene: alka
Product: glycine receptor subunit alpha alkaliphile
Exons: 11
Coding region: 1320-2747 (475 amino acids)
Biological process (GO): chloride transmembrane transport; chemical synaptic transmission; signal transduction
Cellular component (GO): synapse; plasma membrane; neuron projection
Molecular function (GO): transmembrane signaling receptor activity; transmitter-gated monoatomic ion channel activity involved in regulation of postsynaptic membrane potential; excitatory extracellular ligand-gated monoatomic ion channel activity
Source: RefSeq, a predicted model, not a curated record